Molecule: messenger RNA, 5048 nt
Organism: Rosa chinensis
Lineage: Eukaryota; Viridiplantae; Streptophyta; Magnoliopsida; Rosales; Rosaceae
Product: probable disease resistance protein At1g61300
Exons: 3
Coding region: 1094-4756 (1220 amino acids)
Molecular function (GO): ADP binding
Source: RefSeq, a predicted model, not a curated record
UGAUGGAAUAUUCUUAGGUGGAGAAUCGAAGAAGGGAAAUUACUGGACUGGCCUUGAUUUGAAACGGUGUCGUAUCACGCUUGUCCAUUUCUUCCCAUUUCGUAGUUCAGUAAAAACCCGACUUUGUUUGAUCAGAAGAUAAGAUAGGGUUUUUACUGGGUUGGUGUUUGCAGUGAGAGCAGAGGGAGGAGGAGGAGCAAAGAAGCUGCAGUGAAAAGGUUAUUUUUGCUGCUCUACCUCCCCUCUAUUCUAUACUGGUUGCAAUUUGAGUAAGAUGGUAAAUCUUACGCCAAUACUGAUAGAGGAACUUUGCCUCGGGGAAUUUCAAAAUUUUAAGAUUAUCUGAACUUUUGAAUGCCCCACCUAAAAUCAAAUCAUGUCUCCACUACUGACUCGUUUGUCUGUGCUCUCUCACUUUAUAUCCGGUGUUGUCUAGAUUCUGCAUUUCUGGAUCUGAUCUAGGGAAAAAAUUCAGCAGAGAAAGGCAGAGGUACGUACGUCUUGCAUGCAAUUCAAUUUUAUUGAUCUCACUUUCUUAUGUUGCUUUCCAUUGAGUCCUUCUGGUCUUUGGUAUUGCUCUGCCUAGUGAUCUGUAUUCUCUAGUCAAGAAAAAUCGGAAAAGAACGAGUAAAAACUAUUUAUUAUGGCUUGAGAUGACUUUGAGUUGAUUCUUUCUUCCAUUUUGCUGUGUUUGUGAAUUGUGAUUGCUUCAUCUGUUCCCUGUGCAUCUGUAUUUAUCCACAAAAAGAAAAAGAAAAAAAGAAAAAAAAGGUGAUUGUCUUCGUAGAUUACUUUCAUUCGCUUCCAUGUUCGUCUGUAAAUGAUUUCAUUAAAAAACACAGCAUCCUUUUCCUAGUGUUUUUUUUUUCCCUUACCAUCGACUCUUCGAGAUUGCAGUUGUUCUGUGUACACCUUUAUUGCUUUCGUUAGUUGUUCCUCUCUCUUUCCUCCUCAGCUUCUUGUUAUCAUUCCUCGAUUCAAUUCUUCGUGUGUCGUUCCUUCCUUCCUUCCCUCCCUUCUGAUCUUUCUAUUAUUCGUUUGUUUCACUUCUGGCCCUACACAAAAAAAAAAAAAAAAAAAAAGUUUCAAAGAAAUGGAAGCUAUCGUUUCAUCAGUUCUUGGAAAACUAGCAGAGUACACAGUUGAACCGGUUCUGCGACAGUUUGGUUAUCUGAUUCACUAUGAGAGUAACGUUGCUCGUCUCAAUAACCAAGUUGAGAGGCUGAAUGCCCAAAGACGCGACGUGGCAGAAAAAAUUGAAGCAGCGACCAGGAAUUCAGAGACUAUUCUUCACCAAGUUGAGAUCUGGUUGGACCAGGUGGAUCGAACCUUACGAGACAAGGAUACAUGUUUUGAAAACGAGCGAACAGCAAAGGCGGAAUGCUGCUCAAAUGGCUGGUUCCCCAAUUUGAAGAUACGGCAUUCCUUGAGUAGGAAAGCGAAGAAGAUGACUCCGGAUGUCGAUAGCCUCAUUGAUAACAAGUUUGAGGUUGUAGGCUUCGCUGCCAGACAUGAAGGGGCCAGCUCCUCCCAGGCAUCCAACAUUAUGAAUUUUGAAUCAAGAAAAUCAAUCAUUGAAGGUGUGAUGGAAGCUCUGAAAGGGAAUCAAGUCAAUCUGAUUGUCAUAUGCGGCAUGGGCGGAAUUGGCAAGACAACAAUGGUGAAAGAAGUUGUUAUCAGAGCAAAGAAGGAGGGUCUAGUUGAUGAGCAUGCAAAGGUAGUUGUUAAUGACAAACCUGAUAUAAGUAAGAUUCAAUCUGAUAUUGCAGAAUUGCUGGGCCUGAAACUUGAAGAACAGGUUUUAGAAUCAAGAGCAGAUAAGUUAUUUAAUAGAUUAUCUGCUAAGAGAGUUCUUGUAGUAUUAGAUAAUGUUUGGGAAACGCUGGAUUUGCGGGAAAUAGGGAUUCCCAGUGGUCUAAACAGUUGUAAAAUCUUGGUAACAUCACGAAACCAAGAUAUCUUCAAUGAUAUGGAAGAAGCUAGAAAGAAAUUCCCCAUUGACGUUUUGCCCGAAAGUGAUGCAUGGAGUCUGUUUAAGAAGAUGGCUGGAGAUGAUAUUGAAUCUGAUCCCGAGCUGCGUUCGAUAGCAGAACAGGUACUCGAGAAAUGUGAUGGAUUACCAGUUGCAAUUUCGACUUUGGGAAGCGCACUACGGGGGAAACCGAGAGCGAGCUGGAAUUAUGCACUCGGACUGUUACAAAAUCCUUUUGAGGGAGACAUUCAACCUUUUGAGGGAGAGAUUCAAGGAAUGAAGAAGAACGUGUAUCAUCCAAUUAGGUUGAGUUACGACUUUCUGGAAAGUGAGCGGGUCAAAUCCUUGUUUCUGCUGUGUUGUAUAUUUCGAGAAAGCACUGAUAUACCUGUUGAAGAUUUGGUGACGCAUGCGUUUGGGCUUCGGGUCUUUCAAAGAAUUGAUAAAGUUGAAAAAGCAAGGGAUGGUGUAGAAGCCUUGGUUUACACACUCAAAAGUUGCUAUUUAUUGUUGGACAGUGGCAAAGAAGAGUGUGUAAGAAUGCAUGACGUGGUGCGUGCCGUAGGCUUACGGAUAGCCUCUGAUGAGAGUGAAGGCACAUUUCUUGUAAGACACGGAGUGCCACUGGAGAAUUGGUCCCGGGGAUACAUUUGUACUUCACUAACAGCCAAUAAAAGUACUCAUGAGCUUUUGUUGUUGUCACGCACAAAUGAUGAAGAGAGGUCCAAUGUGGGCACACUAGGCACAUUGAAUGGAGUGGAAGAUCUUAAAGUCUUAGACAUCUCAGUUCCUUAUAAGGGUCUUUAUACAUGGAUAACGUUUGCUAUUAUGUCUAGAACAAGAUUGGAAUCACUUCCGAUACUUAUGAGAAACAUUCAAACACUGUGUCUAAGGGGUUUAGAACUCAGAUUGGAAACAAUUUCUAUGAUUGGGGACCUACGGACACUCACGAUACUCCGCCUAGGUGGAUCUUCCAUACAGUAUGUACCUGAGGAAUUUAAAAACUUGUGCAAUCUAAAGUUGCUAGAUUUGGCGGAUUGUUCGGAACUUCAAGAAAUCUCAUCAGGUGUCAUAUCAAGUUUAACCAAACUAGAAGAAUUGUACUUGUGGGGUAGCUUCGAGGACUGGAAUGAUGUGCGGAUUAUUCAACUUUCAUCGGAGCUACUGCAGUUGUCUUUGUUGACGAGUUUAGAAACCACUCUGUCUGUUGAUAUUCUGCAAAACAGCAGGCAUCUAUUUGCUAAGCUUAAAAGAUUUAGGCUCUGUAUACUAAAAAAUAAAAGACGUGUACCCAAGUUUCUCCGCAGUAUACCACUUUACAAAUUGCCUGCAAAUCCUCGUGACAACCUCUUGAGACUUGAAGAUCUUGGCGCAGACUGCUCUCUUCUGGAAGUCUCUGUGUUGCUAAAGACAACUCAUUUUCUACACCUAGGAAAUGAAACUUUGGCCCACCCUUUCAAUGUAGUAGAUGCAGAGUGCGGUGGAAACUUGAAGGGUCUUACGGUCACACACUGUGAUGCUCUGGAAUAUCUCGUUGACUUGACACGUGCUGAAACUACUCCUGUAGUUUUUCCUGUCUUGGCUUCACUGAAGAUCUAUGGUGCACAGAGGUUGCAGGAGAUUUUUCAUGGAUUACUGCCAGUGGGGUCGCUUAAAUCACUACGACGUUUAAUCAUACACCGGGCGGAUGCAUUAAGGCAUGUUUGGAAGACAGAAAGCCAGUUUGACCGCCUGGAAAGUCUAACAUUAACCGACUGCCAAUCGUUGCAAGUUAUUGUUGCUUGGCAAGAAUCGGGACAUCAUCAUGAGGAAGAAGCCAAGGAGAUCAACUUCCCUAAUUUGACACAGUUGGAACUUGCAGAACUACCAAGCCUCGUUGGGAUAUGUAGUAAAAAAGUCUGCAAGCUCAACUUCUCUAAAUUGUUAGAUUUACAACUCAGAACGCUUCCGCGAUUCAGUGGUCAGUGGUUGAAUGGUUUGGCUCCAACAAGUAACUCGAAUGAUGUCGAUGUACAACAUCUAUUCGACCCCAAGGUUGAUUUUCCACUCUUGAGACUUCUGUAUCUUGAACAUAUGCACAACUUUGAAGAGAUAUGGCACAACCAACUCUCUCCCUACUCAUUCUGCGAACUAAGAGAACUAAAGGUGGAAAGUUGUGACAAAAUAUCACAUUUGGUACCAACAUAUAUGCAAAACAGAUUGCAGAAAUUGGAGAAGAUACAUGUGUCCAAGUGUUCUUCGCUACAAGAGAUUUUUGAAUUGAGGAGGUCGAGGGUCAACGAAGAUGAAGGAUCAAGGGAAACACCGUCAAAUAUUUACCAACCUGAUCAAGGAAUACUACAAAUAAAUAAUCAGAUCAUGGACAUCAAAAUCUUUCAGCAUCUAACAAAUUUAUCCGUCUAUAGAUGUGAAAGCUUGAGAAAAGUGUGCUCUUCUUCCAUUGCAAGAAGUCUUGUGAACCUCGAAAAACUAGAAAUCAGUAAGUGCAACAGGUUGGAAGAAAUAGUAGCAGCAGAAGAGGGUGAAAAAGCAGAGGAUAACAACAUGUUCCCUCAUCUCAGACUUUUGACUCUUCAAUAUCUACCAAAUCUCGUAAGUUUUUCCAGAGAAAAAUGUGCUUUAGAUUGGCCAUCCAUGGAAGACAUAACUAUAAAGGACUGCCCCGAAAUGAAGAAAUUCUGUUCAGGAUCGCUUACCACAGCAAUGAAAAUGAAAAUAAAAAUAAGUGGUGAAGUUGAUGAGAAUAUUCACAGGGAGCUUGACAUGAGUAAUAGGAAAGCCUGAUCUGAAUUUUUAGAUCCCUAACAGAUUUUGAUAGAGUUGCAUUUCAGCGCGUGCAGGAGUGAAUCUGGAGCAGUUGUUUUUUUUUUUCCUCCGGCAGAAGAGCUGUUUAUUUCACAAUUUGGGGCCAUUGAGAGAUUGUUACAUGUGUUUGCAAGAAUUCCUGAAUAAGCGAACUUACGUCCACCUAGUAGACAAUAAGAUUGAUAGUUGUGUGAUAAAAGAAAAAAGAAAGAAAAAAAAGGUGUGUCAUUUGUUUAUUUUGUAAGAUGAGAUUUUUUUUUUUUUUGAAAAG